GGAAACGCAGCCCGCCCCGUGACUCCCGUCCGUACGACGUCGCACAUGAAGUCUGUAGACAUCGGGUGAGGAAGGUGCGCCAGAAUCAGAUCAGGUACGACAUAAUUGCACCGCCUGCGCCUUCCGGCUGCAACUGUCUGCCCGGCCUCUCGGCUUCCAUGUGGCAGGCACGGCCAGACAUUUAGUAGCAGCUCGCGGUUCCCCGACCAUGACCUUCAACUUCGAAGCGACCAUUCUUCCCUGCCUCGCUUUUGCCCACUUUGUCCGAUCAAGGCCGCCAACAUGAGAGACUUCACCGAACUUCCGUGGGACAUCUUCGUGAUCGUCAUUUCGUACCUCUCGCCGCAGACGUGCGUGCGCUGCCGCGCCGUCUCUCGGCAAUGGUACAGUGUCUUUACUAGCGAGCGCGUCUCGCUGCGGCUCUUGCGCUGGAACUUCCCCCUGUGUCGUGAGCUGCGCCUGGCUGCUGCCGCAGGACCGUCGUCGCUGUCGCCACUACCGUCAACCGCUCUUCGAAACCACAGAGCCGAACUCAUUGACGUUGCCGAGCGGCCUUUCAACUGGGCCGCUGUGUUCGCCGAGGUGUCUCGCCGAUACUACCACCUGAGCCGCGGACGGCCUCGGGUCGUCGAGAAAAUCGAUCUGGCCGUCAGCAGCCAGGAAAGCGGGUCUCCUUUCUCAUUCUACGGCGUUGCCACGUGGAAUCGCUUCCUGCGCUUGAACGACAAGACAUCCAGCUUCCAUUACCCUGAUCCCGUCUGGUGGUACAGCCAAGAAGACGGCUUGCUGGUGUACCCGGCCGCGCUUGGUACCAACCGUGGAGCGCCGUCGGACCGGUGCGACGGGCAUGUCUACCUCAUUCUCGACCCCGCUACCGGCCAGCGGUUCCCGGUACCCUUCGACGUCCGAUCGAAGCACAUUCGUCGAGUCCGCCUUGCCCAGGGCGUGCUCAUCUUUGAGUGGGCGGAAGCACUCCCUUACCACCAACUCAACGCUCGCGAAUUUGUGCAUCGCCACUUUGUGACGGCCUUCGACGUCGUCCGCCACCCGACUGCCACGACCACCGGACCGACAUGGACCGUCGAAUUUCGCUCCGAGUGGAAGCUACACUUCCUCGGCCUGCCUCUGAACCGAUCCGAUCGCUUCUUCUCAGCGCAUACAGCAACCCAUUACGCGGUAUAUUUCUGGCAGCCUAACCGUUCGCUCUACCAAGAUGAUCCCAUUGAACAGCUGGCUGUAUGGGACAUCUCAUCGCCCAGCCCAUACCGCCCAUCCGAAGAUCCAAGAGGCGGCAAGCGGCCAGCCGUUUCCCGGGCGCCAUCCUUGCCGCCCGGCUUAUGGAACGGGCAGGGCAGCGCGGCGGUAAAUCAGGCGCACGACGUGGCCCACUCCACUGCGGAUCGAGGCCGGCCGAGGAGAAUAUCGCUUGCGACUGCUACCGCUGGGCCACAAGUUAUCCGACGCAUGGACUGGCGUGAACUAGAUUUCUACGGGCUGCGCCAACGCUCAACACCGCAACUCAGGGGGUUAGCUCUGGAUGACCGGAAUCUGUAUGUCAUCGAGGAAGAGCACCGCUGGGCUGAUGGCCAGCACAGUUCUCUCAGCCCGCCACGCGUUCAUCUCGUCCGCAGCACAGGGAUUCCAAUCAUCCCAACCCCGAGCUCCCCAACUCAAGCGGCCUAUCCCGCUGCUUCUCGGUCCACUGGCGAUCUGACUACCGGAAUAGGCCAGCUUGUCGAUCUCAAAGCGCCGGUUUUGUCCACCAUCAUCGACGGCCCAGUUCACGGUCCCAUAUGGGUUGACACAUGUGGUGCGGACGGAGACGUUCACAUGAACUUUUGCCGCCGUGUUUCUGGGCCCCGAAAAACAUAUACAAGCGUCCCUGCGUCGUCUGAGGGAUCCUUGGAUGCCGCCGCUAGCACUGAGCAUUCUGGUAAUGACCGGCUGCCGCAAGCAUCUUCGGCGGCUGCUACGGGCUGGCCAUGGGAAUUCGGCGACAACAACUCCGCAAGCCCCUUCUCCCCGACCGGAUCGACUCGUUGGCCCGGCUGGGCGCCCUGCUGGCGCCACGAGGAUUUCCCUUACCUUACCGUUACCGAGAUGGUAGACGUUGCCGCCGGCGUGCGCGUGACAGCCCGCCACUGCUUCAUGCUUGAGACAUUGUCGGUGCAUGUCCGGCCGGCGGUCUCGGUUCUGGGCGCCCCGCCAGUUGCAUCGGACCAGGACAAUGGGGGCGAUACCGGAAAGAAGACGAGAGCCAAGCGGCGACUUAGCAACGAGAAAGAGCUGCCGGUCAGAAGCAAGGAGGUUUUCUUCUCCGAUGAGAUGUGGUCGGAGCUCGUCGCCAGAGGCCAUAUUGCCGGGGACGAGCGGUGGGUCGUCGGCGAGGAUGAGAAGGGGAGGGUCACCCUCCUGCGGUUCUGAAUUGAGGGAUGGUGAGUGACGUUAUCAGCUGACACCCAGAGCAGCUGUAAACUGUUACCAAGGACCUCCUCCUCAAAUGCCCGAACCAGAAGAAUUUUGUGAGCCGUUCACGUUCUAGUCCUGGUACCUAUAACACAAGCCGGGCAAAGACUGUGUCUCCCUUUGGCAAAGGCUUCUCGCUGUUCGGCGCGAGUAGAGCCCCAAGAUUUGUACCCAGUGCAGAGACAGCCUUGUCUGGCCACCUGCGCAGUUGCCGAGCUGCAGAGG
Thermothielavioides terrestris NRRL 8126 is the source of this 2691-nucleotide messenger RNA. RefSeq lists its product as uncharacterized. Bases 283 to 2424 code for a protein of 713 amino acids. NCBI's taxonomy places the organism in Eukaryota, Fungi, Ascomycota, Sordariomycetes, Sordariales, Chaetomiaceae. The transcript has a single exon. Gene Ontology annotation, molecular function: protein binding. The record is from RefSeq and is a predicted model, not a curated record.